AUGGUCAACGUGUACACAUACCUGGAGAACCUGUUCAAGCAGUCCUACACUCUCCCAACCAUCAUCGCCACCGUCUCCAUCGCCGUCCUCAUCACCCUCUUCCAGGACCACCAGGAACAGAAAAAGGAGAAGGCCAACGCUGCUGCCAAGGAGCUCGAGGGAGACAAGAAGGAAGCGGCUCAUCCUUCCUCGAGCAACACCUCUGAGGAAUCACCUGCUCCAAAGCCAAAGGCAUUCGCUCUCCCCGCGACACCUCUUCCCCCACCAAACCUGGAGCGCAUUUUCACAAAGGAAGAGCUUGCAGAGCACGACGGCGAAAAGGAGGAUGGGACAAUCUAUGUCGCGAUCAAGGGCAUUGUGUUUGAUGUGACAGCCAAGAAGGCCAUGUAUGGACCCUCAGGAGGAUACCAUUGCUUUGCCGGAAAGGAUGCCUCCAAGGCGCUUGGAAAGAGUUCAUUGAAGCCUGAGGACUGCAUUGCGGACUACAGUGAAUUGACCGAGAAGGAGCGCAAGACGAUGGAAGAUUGGUACGUCUUCUUUGAGAAGCGCUAUGCCAUCAUUGGCAGGACUGAGGCAUAA
This is a messenger RNA of Linnemannia hyalina, 579 nucleotides long. NCBI's taxonomy places the organism in Eukaryota, Fungi, Mortierellomycota, Mortierellomycetes, Mortierellales, Mortierellaceae. The record is from the annotation of a GenBank genome assembly.